AUGUCUCCUCCGUUAUUACAAUACUUCCUUUCUGGGUCCCUUCCUGAUCACUGUGAACCGACCUCGCCCUUCCUGACCGCUGUCUCCUCCCAUCUCCACAUCUGCAUCCCCACUGCUCUCGCGGCGAUCUCUUCCGUUCUCGGGACCCUCAGCAUUGUCUCAUGGCUCUUUGCACAAUUACCCCAGAUUUACAAGAACUUCCAAGUGCAAUCGACAUCAGGCUUAUCCAUAUUCUUCUUGAUAAUCUGGUGUCUAGGUGAUGCGAGCAACCUCGUUGGAGCGUUAUACACCCGACAAGCAGGGUGGCAGGUGGUAAUUGCCAGUUAUUACGUCUUCGUUGAUAUCACUCUGGUCUUCCAAUUCUUCUGGUACACCCAUUACAAAGCUCGCCGAAAUGAUUCAUAUAGCAACCUGUCACACUCGCAUGGCGCGGCUCCUCGGGACAUCAUUGAAGGGGUACCUCCUCCAGGCCAUGAAUCGGACCAUCAGACCCCAGCUCCCGUAAACAUGGACAAGAAGCGCUCCGAGGCCAAAGAUGUGGGUGUACAGGCUGGCUCAGUACUCAACUCAGCCCAUGGACAAACAGCCUCAUCCUCAAACGAGAAAUUGAGCUCCUCGCGUCGAUCCGUGAGGAUGAGCAGCAGCGCGCAGAGUCCUCCAUUCGCACUACCCCGGACGAUGCUCGUGGCAUCACUCCUCUGUGCCGUACUCGCCAACGCUGCUCCCACCGAUAAGCCUCAUCCACCCAUCUCUGAGGUACCGCGGGAGGCCAUCGUUGAGAUCAUCGGCCGCGUCUUCUCCUGGAUGUCAACAAUUCUGUAUCUCGGCUCGCGCCCUCCACAGCUAUACAAGAAUUACAAGCGCAAAAGCACCGAAGGUCUCUCCCCACUGCUCUUCAUGGCUGCAUUUUGUGGAAAUCUGUUCUAUUCCAGCUCGUUGCUCACCAACCCGAACGCUUGGUCCGACUUUUCUCCAUACGGCGGCGGCGGGUGGGCCGAUAACCACGGUAACGACCGCUUAGAGUGGAUCGGACGUGCCACCCCGUUCUUCCUGGGUUCCUUUGGUGUCUUGGGACUGGAUGGAUUCAUGGGCGUUCAGUUCCUCAUGUAUGGCGACGGUCCAGAGCACGAAGAUGAUGAGAGUUUCAUCAGCGGUGAUGGAGAUGAUCCAAAGCGCGGUCGUGGUCGCUGGAGACGUGUUCGCGGCUGGAUGCGUGGUUGGAUCCCCUCUUCGCCUCGGAGGGAAUCAGGGGGGCUUCGGGCCCGCAAGAGGGACAGGCUCUUUUAG
Molecule: messenger RNA, 1287 nt
Organism: Penicillium coprophilum
Lineage: Eukaryota; Fungi; Ascomycota; Eurotiomycetes; Eurotiales; Aspergillaceae
Product: PQ-loop repeat-containing protein
Exons: 1
Coding region: 1-1287 (428 amino acids)
Source: RefSeq, a predicted model, not a curated record